CGAGAAGCGAGUCGAGUCGAGUCGAGUCGAGUUCGGACAAAACCACCGUGAUGCGGAACACCGAACAAAAUCGCUCAAGCCUCAAGCGUGGCCAUGGCGCAGAUCCUUCCGUCAACACUACUACCGGUAUCAAUUUCUUUUGACGAGAGGUUGUAAGACGACAAUGGAAGGAGGAGGAGCACCAACAACCAUCACUACCAGCUACAUAGCGAGCGACGAUGGCGGCAUCACUAGCCUCAAUGCCUCCCACAAAUCACCAGGAGCUUCCUCCAACCAUCACGAUGACGACAUUCCAAUGUCCGACCUCUCGGACCACCAAUCUGCCGCUCCUGCUUCCGACGACGAUGAGUACCAUUGCUUGGAAGAUUCCACUACUGUUGUGGAAGAUGACAAUCAAAGUACAAUGAUGGUGGAUAUUAGUCAAAAGGUCCAAUCGAGCAACAUUACAGCAUUUGUCACGCUGCUCAAGGCGCUCUUUGGUGUGUCCCUCUUAUCCAGUCCUCGUGUUUUGGGCGAAACAGGACUCGUGUUGGGAGUCCUCGUCUACAGUUUGAUUGUGACGGCGUGCAUGGGCUCCUGCUGGUGUCUGCUGCAAGCACGGGACAAGGUGGCCACGGCAUCGUCGUCCUCUCCCGAAACCUCCACCACCGCCACUAGACCAUCCCUCUUGACGGCAACGUCAUCGUCGAUAUCGGCAACCACCACCUUGUCUGCCAACGCCAUUACAUAUGGUGAUUUGGGAUUAUCACUGCUGGGAGUAAAACAAAGUGUCAUGAUCAACUUUUUGAUUGUGUCUUUGCACAUUUGCUUUGGAGCUGGGCUGGUGUCCAGUAGCAUGCAUCAAAUUGCUAUUGUGUUGGGAUGGGAUAUUGUAGACGAUCAAUACAGCGAUAGCCAAUAUGAAAACAACAAUGAUAGCCAAGAGGAGGAAGGAGAGGAAGAAGAGGAACAACAAGAUGCCGUUUGGAUGGCUGGUAGAUGGAUACUCGCAGCGAUUCUCUUUCCUCUCAUUUCCGCUCUGCUACAAUUUCGCAACAUUAAAGGACUAUUUUGGGUAUGCUUCGCGGGAUUACUCGUCUUUUUGGUGGGAUGUGUGGGGACCAUGGUAUACUCAACAAUACUCGUCGACAAUGAUGGAGAUGGAAGCUUGAUAUGGGACCUUCCCGAUGAUGCUUUUGUUUUCAAAUGGGGUGGAAUUCCAGAUUUUGUGGCAUCCACGCUCUGUGCCAUGGAAGGGAUCAACCUUGCCUUGCCCAUUGCCAACAGCUACCUAGCGAGUGCAACGCUCAAGAGCGAAAACAAAAACUAUCAAUCCGCAAGUGCGGAAAUACCAAAAAAGUCACUCAUUUCCGUGGUGACAUCUGCCAUUGGAGCGUUUGGCGCCAUGACGUUGUUGAUUUCCAUUUUUGGUUACUCGAGUGGGUUGGGAGGUGGUGAGGGGACCAAAUACGACAAGGGAAGCGAUGAUGAUAAUGCCGACUGUCGCACGGUCGCAUAUUGCUUGGACUCGGAGUUGCUCUCCAAUGUUCAUCGACUCUCCUUGGCUGCCGCACUCAUCUUGACACUGCCCAUCAUCCUGUACCCGUCUCUGGAAAUGAUUGAAAAGUGGGCAGAAGAACGACACCGACAAUUGAAACAUGGCAAGACAUCCUCGGGGCAAACUGUUGGAAGUUCCUGGAAUGGAUUUGUGUUCCAGAAACCUCCCGAAACCUUGCAACGAAAACUGCAAAUUGAAGAGUUUCUAUUUGGAACGGAACCAUAUUUUCCUGGAUUGCAUCGCCACUGGAGGUAUCGCAUCGCCCAUGCAUCCGCUGUCUGCCUUUUGGCCAUUGCGGAUCGACCGUGGAAUCGUGCAUUGGUACUGUACAAGGGGGUGGGUCUAUCGAUAGCCUGUUUCGUGUUGCCCGUCAUGUUGUACAUCCGAGCAAGCACACUUCCCGUGAUACUGGCGCAGCCGGGGCUGGCAGCUGCGCUCGCGGGGUUGACGACUUUGGGACUAGUCAACCUUGUCCUCGUAUUCUUGUCGGUUUUUACAGAACAUAACUAUUUGCCUACAGAGCUCCACGAAGGCCCCCCGGGGCCACAUCACGGAGAGGAAGAAGAAGCGGCUCACUUUUAGACCUCCAGAACGAAAUGUGAAUAUCAGGUCAGGUGUAAUUCAGUUGCUGUUAUAAUGCUAUAGAAUGGUUGAUUUGUGGUAGCGGUGU
Seminavis robusta is the source of this 2207-nucleotide messenger RNA. The record is from the annotation of a GenBank genome assembly. Lineage: Eukaryota; Bacillariophyta; Bacillariophyceae; Naviculales; Naviculaceae.